Messenger RNA from Penicillium malachiteum, 2571 nucleotides. RefSeq names its product pentatricopeptide repeat protein. Gene Ontology annotation, molecular function: protein binding. NCBI's taxonomy places the organism in Eukaryota, Fungi, Ascomycota, Eurotiomycetes, Eurotiales, Aspergillaceae. The transcript has a single exon. The record is from RefSeq and is a predicted model, not a curated record. Bases 1 to 2571 code for a protein of 856 amino acids.
AUGCCUCAUCUCAACAGGUCCCUCAGCUCGCCGAGCUUGCGAGAUCCCUCCAAGUCGGUCUUGGAUGAGCUUUCCUCCCGAAGCAUCCAUUCAAUGUCUCAUUCGAGAUCUCCUUCCUCCCGCUCCUCCUAUAUCCGAAGCUUCUCUGCCCGCCGGCCUCGCCCUUCCAUCGCGUCAAUAGCAGACAUUUUUGUCAGUUCGCUUGUCCUGGCAGGGUUCUGCCACGAGCACUCACCCAGGGGCCGUGGCUUGUCUACAUUAGCUUUCCGGGCUUCAGAAACUAAUGCUCGGAGACCCAGGAGGAGGGAUGGAGCAAUUCAUGAGAAAUCAGCAGUCCAGAGACACUGGCAGUUUCCCGGAUUGUCUGUUCAACAAUCGCAACCUCGAUCAUGGUUCAGUCAAGGUCUGGCGCAAGUGGAACAUUUCAAUCUGGAGAAACAAGAUUUGGAACCCGGAAUAGAACAAAGGCUGAAUGAAAGUGAUGGAGAUUUACUGCCCCGAUUACCAGAGGUCCUGGAUCAACCUUCUCAGGACCACUUUUUCGACACAAUACCUGCCGGUUACCGAUUGGUAAUCUCCUCACCCAGAGCCUUGAUUUGCUUCAUACCUAAAGAGUUAACGCCAAGUGAGCGAAAACGACUUAGAGCUGCUGCAUUUUACCAGCGGUUAUUGGGGGAUACGUAUUGGGAAUUGGCAUUGGAUGCUGUGAUGCCCCAAGACUUAGAAGUACGCCCUCGCAGGAGAGAGAAGACGCGCGAUCAGACUGAAAUCGAGUCCGUUGCAGCACUUGUUGAAGCCCUGAGGGGGGGCAACCGGGGCACGCAAUAUCUUUUCAACUUAUACAGAGACAUCCCAGAGCCUGGUGUUGCCUAUUUGUCGAGAUACAAUCGUGAUAAACUGUUGUCUGUAUUUGCCGCCUCUCCCAAUCGACGUUGGGUGGAUUCCCGUCGCUACCUUGCGUUGGUUGAAGAUAUGAUCCAGGCGAAUUUUCCAAUGUCGCUUCAAAUGUGGACAAGUGCAAUUUACAUGUCUGGCCGGAGCCACCACGGGAAACUAUCAAGACGACGUAUGGUGCGGGCAAUCGGAAUAUGGCAGAAGAUGGAGCAUCAGGCUGGAAUUCGUGCAGAUGAUGUUGUAUUCAAUAUCUUGUUUGACAUUGCCAUUAAAGCCAAUCAUUAUACCGUGGCAGAUCGUCUAGAGGAAGAAAUGCAAAGACGAGGAGUCAAAUUUUCCCGGUCGGGGCUUGUUUCCAAAAUCUACUCUUGUGGAAUGCGACAUGAUUUGACGGGAAUUCGUGAGAAUUUCGAAAAAUUUGUCCAACAAGGACAGUUGGUUGACACUGUGGUAUUGAAUUGUCUCAUGGCAGCUUUCCUUCGAGCCGGUGACAAGGAGACUGCGGAGCAGUUGUAUGCGCGAAUGAUUAAAGCACAGGUUGAACAAAAUAAGUCUCGAAAAAAGUCUUCCUCGGGUGAAAGUCCGCCUACAAAUCACAAGGCUCGUCUGUCGCCAGAGUUCACACACUACCGAUCAAAGAACAGAGAAAUCGGCCGCCUUCUCAAAAUGUCUAGUCGCCUCCGAGAAAGUUUGCCUGACUGCCACAAAGCUCUUCAGGAGUCCCUUCCUAUGACACCCGACUCGCGGACCUUUUAUAUCUGGUUGCAACAGUGCGCUCUCACUGGUGACCUUGAAAUGUUUAUGAAUGUUCUAAGGGACAUGGAACAAACGUUCGAGAUUCCGCCACGUCAUCUCGUCUACAUGCUUCUUUUCCAAGGCUUCAGUCUUCAUGGGCGCCACAGGAAAAGAAGUUGGGAUUCAGAAAAGGGACGGUGGAAAUAUGAAAACCAACAAUGGACGGAAAAGAAGCUUCGACUGACUUGGAUCUCUUUUCUAUCCGCUGUACGAGACUCCAGGGCGAGACAAGAUGGGCAGCCCCGCAAAUAUCCUAUCAGUUGGGAAAACCCUUUGAGAGAUCUGGACACUGAGUAUAAACUCGCAGCCUCUCAACCCUCAACCGAUCCUCAUGAGCUUUACAUGAACCUGCCAAUUAAAGACCCGAAAUCCUCGCUCCCCACACCCAAAGAGAAGUCUCAAAUUCGUCAGCCCAGCAGUGUGGGUGACGAAGAUGCACUCGAUCAAGAAGAAGAAGAUGAAGAAGAUGAAGAUGAAGAAGAAGAAGACAUUGCGGAUGUUAACUUGGAUCCGGAGGGAAUAUUUUUGUCAUCCAGACUCAAUGGGAGUGAUGGUAUCGAUAAAACCGAGCCCGACGGCCAGACUCUCAACUAUAUCUCCAGUCGACUUGAGAAUGGGGUUUUUGUCGGUCGUGCUAUAGUCAUUAAUAUCCUCAAGGCCUUUGGUGCUUGCAGCGGACCCGAUGAAGUCCUUGAGGCUUGGAUGCAACUGGAGGGUUUCUGGCCACAUCAGAAGCGUAAAGCAACUGACAUGCUUGCUGUGAAUGCGGUGCUUCAGGAUGCUUUAGAGCGGGGGGCAUCUAAACCUGGCCAGAAAGAGAAGACAGACUUGAAAGGAGAGGGAGAAGAGGUUAAAGAGAGAGAAGAUGUUACUAAAGAGUGA